AUGGCUUCUCCAUUGCCAUUGAUCUUCUUACUCUUCUCCCAUUUCUUCAUUUCCGGUGUUAGAUCAACGAGCUUCAUAAUGGAGAACAAAUGCGAAUACACAGUAUGGCCUGGGAUUUUAUCAAACGCCGGAGUUCCUCCACUUCCGACUACCGGAUUCGUACUUCAAAAAGGUGAAGAGCGUACAAUCAACGCUCCGGUUUCAUGGGGCGGUAGAUUCUGGGGAAGAACACUCUGCUCCACCGACACUGACGGAAAAUUCUCAUGUCUCACCGGAGAUUGCGGAUCUGGAAAACUCGAAUGCUCCGGAUCCGGAGCCGCACCACCGGCUACACUAGCCGAGUUCACACUAGACGGAUCCGGUGGUUUAGAUUUCUACGACGUGAGUCUCGUCGACGGUUACAACGUCCCGAUGCUCGUCGUGCCUCAGGGAGGAUCGGGGCUUAACUGUAGCAGCACCGGGUGCGUCGUGGAUCUGAACGGAUCUUGUCCGUCGGAGCUGAGAUUGACGAGUGUAGAUGGUGGGAAACAGACGACGACGGGAUGCAAAAGCGCUUGCGAAGCUUUCCGAUCGUCGGAAUAUUGUUGUAACGGCGAUCACGGUACGCCUGACACGUGUCAACCGUCGUCUUACUCGUUGAUAUUCAAAAACGCGUGUCCACGUGCUUACAGCUACGCCUACGAUGAUCAGAGCAGUACCUUCACAUGCGCCAAAUCUCCUAAUUACGUUAUCACUUUUUGCCCGUCUCCAAACACCAGUCAAAAAUCAUCUCAAGAUCAGAGCCAAGACCCGAAAGUGACGACACCACCAGGGACGUCGACAACACCGGCCGGAGACAGUAGUACCUCUUCGUCGCCGGUAGAUACAUCGAUGAUAUACGAAGGAGCUUUAGACCAGAGUAAAGCAUCACCGUCCACGUGUCGACAUCUUUCGUUAAGUGGAAUCACAGUCACUCUCGCGCUGGCCUUUUGUCGGAUGUGGCGGCUCUUUUGA
Molecule: messenger RNA, 993 nt
Organism: Arabis nemorensis
Lineage: Eukaryota; Viridiplantae; Streptophyta; Magnoliopsida; Brassicales; Brassicaceae
Source: the annotation of a GenBank genome assembly